UAUUAGCACAAAUAAAUAGGGCCUCACUCCUCGAGUCUUUCUCUCACCUGUCUUCCUCUAUAAUUUCUAAUAUUUCCGUCUCUCUCUCCUAGCUAGCUAGCUAGCUAGGCCUGCGAAAGUGAAUCUAGCAGAUCAAGAGUACUCGUGAGGAUGCCAAUUAGCACACUGGGAAGAAACAUCAACCUCUGUUUCAUGAAGAUCAAAUGGCCUCCCUCACCCCAAUCCCCUUCAUCACAAACCACAGAUCAUGAUCAUCAUCAUGACCAUACAUUAAUACCCACCACCACCUCCACAUCAACCCGCAUGAUCAGAAACUUUAACUCCCUCUAUGACCAUACCUCUGACUCAUCUGACUCCUCUCUCUGCGCCACUGCCUCCUCCUCCUCCUAUGUCGAGCCCAACCAGGAUGAAGACACAACCGCCACCGCUGCAGACUUCGCCUCCGCCUUUGCCUCCCAACGCUUCUUCUUCUCCUCGCCUGGCCGCUCCAACUCCAUUGUCAAAUCCACCAUUGAUGAGCUGAACUUACCAUCCAUUAUUGCAGCAGCACAAAAGCCAGAGAAGGUGUUCAACAACGGCGUGCCGGUCCCCAAGUACUCACCGGACCCCUACGCCGACUUCAGACGCUCCAUGCAGGAGAUGGUAGAGGCGCGUGAGCUCGUGGACGUGAAAUCCAACUGGGAAUUCUUGCAUGAGCUUCUUUUGUGCUAUCUUGCGCUCAAUCCUAAGAACACCCACAAGUUCAUUGUGGGAGCUUUUGCGGAUCUACUCGUCAGCCUCAUGUCGCAGCAACCGUCCGAGGGUUAUAGGCACACAGAUCCUAACCUUGCUCGUUGCUAUGAAUAACUGUGAAACUUCAAUACGGUUAAAUUAAAUUAAGGUGCUUAAGACAUGCAAAGCAUGUACAUGUAACGUGGGUGUCAGUUAAUAUUGAUGAUCAACUAUAUAGUUGUGGGGAACUAAGGUUGGUCCACCUUUUUAGAGUAAUCUAUUAAUUAUUUCAGCCU
This is a messenger RNA of Carya illinoinensis, 1007 nucleotides long. RefSeq names its product transcription repressor OFP12-like. The record is from RefSeq and is a predicted model, not a curated record. Gene Ontology annotation, biological process: negative regulation of DNA-templated transcription. The transcript has a single exon. Bases 151 to 846 code for a protein of 231 amino acids. NCBI's taxonomy places the organism in Eukaryota, Viridiplantae, Streptophyta, Magnoliopsida, Fagales, Juglandaceae.